This is a messenger RNA of Seriola aureovittata, 2610 nucleotides long. It is a transcript of the gene miip, whose product is annotated as migration and invasion inhibitory protein. Lineage: Eukaryota; Metazoa; Chordata; Actinopteri; Carangiformes; Carangidae. The coding region runs from base 85 to 1272 and encodes 395 amino acids. The transcript has 9 exons. The record is from RefSeq and is a predicted model, not a curated record. Gene Ontology annotation, biological process: negative regulation of G2/M transition of mitotic cell cycle; negative regulation of cell migration.
UAUGGCGUCCAGUUUAAUUCACGAGAAGAGAGUUUGUUUUACCUCGUCAGCUCAACGCGAUUUCAACGUGCGUUAAACUUUAAAAUGUCCUCCAUAGACCGUUUGGACGCUUUACGAGAGCAAAACAAAGAUCUACUGAACCAGCUGAAGCGGCAGAGAGAGAAAGUGGAGAGUCUAAGGGGCUGCAGUCAUAGCCGCAAGAGGGAGAGAGAGGACGAGGCAGAGGAGAGGAUACAGCCUGAAGACAUGGUGACGUGCACCGAUGGAGACCGCAGUUCGGCAAGGGCCGCCCUCGCCAAACUUACCGUGAGAUUUGCGGAUACAUGUGAGAGACAAACAGGCAUCUCGCGCACUGUUUCCACACCAUCUUUGGUCUCCAAACAUAGAGGAGGGAUUGCUCAACAUACAGACUCAUCAGUCAUUUUCAAAGACAGUGACAGACAUCCUCAGGUCCAGGAGAGGCGACGGGAAACAAAGCCACACAGCAAUAAACCAUGUUUAGUAAAUCACAGUAAAGAACAGAGGGAGGUGCGGAGUCGAGUCACAUUUCAGUCUGACAAAUGUGAAGAGAUACCUGCCUGUGACAGGCAUCAUUUGCAGCCCUUACUUGGAUAUGACUGGAUCGCAGGAGUCCUGGAUGCUGAGGAUUCCUUGAUAGAGCGCUCUGACGAGUUCUUCAAUGACCUGCACGUGUUUCGAUCACUCCAUAAAGAUGAGUGUGUCCACAUGCCACAAGCAGAAUUUUCUGAGGAGAACCAUUCAGGGCUGCCGCUGCUAACUAACAAGGAUGAUCCAGAGACUAACACAGACACUCAUCAAUGUACAUUCUCUUACAGGAUUAACAGCAGACUGUUCCCUGUCCCACUUCACUCUCAGGAGCACUGUCCUGUGUGCAAAACGCACAAAUCUUCCCACCCUCACACUACAGCUGAACCAGCUCUUAUCAGGGUCAGCAUCCCUCGCUCCACCCUCUUGCCACCUUACAAAUACAAAGCUCAUCGGCGAUGCAGCUUUGACCCUUCUGAUAGUUUGGGUUUGCCAUCGCACUGUCUCUCAGGCUGGUCACACACAGGUCAGAGCACCCUGCCACCACCCAGCACCCUCGAUCUGCAGAGCAGUUUGAAAACAAAGAGCUUCACAGAGUCACAGAACAAGGAACUGGAGGAUCUCUCUGUGCCCAAAGUGUCCAGUCACCAGAUCUCUGACCAGAUCCUAAAUGUGUCAUGCUUGGCUCGUCACAACUUCCAACACUUCCAACCCAAAAAAAACUAAGAAGCGCAUCUUACCCAGUGUGCUGAAAAAUCAACCAUCAUUCAGUCUAUUUUUAAGUGAUCCUUGUAGUUCCUGCAAGCCGUUUGACACCGCCCUAAAUGAUUUUCCAUUUUUAUUUAUUUUUAUUUUUAACUAUGUGUUCCUGAAAUUGAUUCUAAAUAUUAGACCAUUUGUUUUGUCGCGUCACGUUAGCUUGUUUUAUGUCUAUUUAUUCAUACAUAAUGUGAAUAAAAGCACAUGACAUAGCAGCAUAUUUUAUGUUGACAGGAGUUGCAUUUUAGUUCUUCAUUUUUUCUGAGAAGAUUUAGGCUCCACAUGUGACUGUCAGCAGCCUUGUGGAUGUGAAGCAAGAGAUCAUAACAUUACGCCACAGAGGAAAGGGAAGACAUUUAGCACGUAUAGAGCACAUACAGAGUUCGCCUUGUAAAUUUCACAACAAUAAGGGAAACAUUUUGAAUCAUCUGUUGCUCAGAAGUACCAGUUUGUGUUUCCCUUUCCAGCUGUUUUCUUUGGCUCCCAGGCUCAUGUUUACUUCUGUUUUUAACUUCCUUUGUGACUUCCUUAGUGUGGGGCUGUGAACAUGAAGACACAAGGGCAGUAGGUACUAUACAGAUUUCAAAGGAAACCACAACCACCUAUACUGUAGCCACCCUUCCUAUGACAUAACUUUUUCCGGUUUUUGCUGAGCAGGAUAAUGUAUUUAAUGUGUUCUAAUCAAAUCAAUAAAAAUGAUGAAUGGAAUUAAUCAAAAGUAAAGGAAACUAUCUCAUUUCCUUUACUUCCUUUUAAUUAUUUUUUUUCACAAUGAGUUCUUUGUGUCCUGCUGUGUGUUGAAGUUACAGUACUUUGAUGUUUUAUGGCUCAAACAACUUUUCAAAGCAAACCAACAUCUAUCAUCUGUAUAUUGUUAUCUGACUGUUGAUAGUUAUGUUUGAGCUUGGUUGCUGUGAUACCAGAGUGAAGCUUUGUUAACCUUUUUUUUUUUUUUUUUUCUUCAUGUGCUAGUUUUCAUUAGACAAACACUAUGAUUUAAAGUUGCUGAGUUACACAUUGGCUUCAAAUUCCAGUAUCUUACUGAGAGAUCUUUGCCAAUAAACUUACUUGGCUUUGAUCAGAUCCUGAACUGGGGCUUACAUGAAAGUCACAGUCAUUGGUUUCCAUGGAAAUAACACGAUUUGAAACUCAAUCGAGGCUGAUAAGAGAUCACAGUGAACAUCAUUGUUAUUGCUUAAUACUGCUGAUAUAGACACAAUGAUUUUAGACUGUCUGUAGUGAACUACCACACUGUAAAAAUGGAACUACAGAAAAAAUAAAAGCAGACAGUAUGUUCAUACCUGA